GCCUGCUAGGUUGUGAACUGGUUUACUCCUCCCUCCCUCCCUCCCUCCCUCCCUCUCCCCCUCUCUCUGUCUUUUCUUAGACUAUUGUAUAGAGAAUUCAAUGUUUAGAAUCUUACUUGAUUGGGUAACAUGAUGUAAUGAAAGAAAGAAAGAAAGAAAGAAAAGAGAGGUUUCUUGAUUGGUAACUUUCGCUUGUGGGGGGGUUGAGUUUCGUUCUUUUUUUCUCUCUUCUUCUGUUGGUUGUUUCUUUGGAUGGGUACAGAGGGAGAAGAGGAAGUAGUCGUGUUGAAAUUGGAGAAAGAUGGGAGAGACAGUAGAGGGCAGGAGGGGUACCGUUGUAUACAGCAAGACUGUACAAGUUGGUCUAGCUAUAUACAUGAAAAUUCUUACAGGUGAAAACAAAUAAAUCUUUGUACUUUUUUAAGUGCACUAACCGUCUCCUCUUGAGCGCCCUCCCCAACCCAAAAGAGAGAGAGAGAUCUUGAAACUACGAAGACUUGAGAAGAACAAGAAGAGGACCGACUCCCUUGAUCUUAAACAAAGAUAGAUCUGUUUCCUUUAGAGAAAGUUGUUUUCUUUUUGUUUCAGUACCGCAACCACAAUCAUCAUCAGUCAUGAAGAGAUCACUAGGCAGCUCUGAUUCCCUUGGUGCUUUGAUGUCCAUCUGCCCAUCUGCAGAGGAACACAGUCCAAGGAACCACACCCAUGUUUAUAGUAGGGAAUUCCAGUCCAUGUUGGAUGGCUUAGAUGAAGAGGGUUGUGUGGAAGAAGCCGGAGGCCAUGUUACCGAGAAGAAAAGGCGCUUAAGUGGAGAUCAAGUUAAGGCCUUGGAGAAAAACUUUGAGGUCGAAAACAAACUUGAACCUGAGAGAAAAGUUAAGUUAGCCCAAGAACUUGGCUUGCAACCAAGACAAGUCGCUGUUUGGUUCCAAAACCGCCGUGCCCGGUGGAAAACCAAGCAAUUGGAGAGAGAUUAUGGCGUUCUUAAAGCCAAUUAUGAUUCUCUUAAGCACAAUUUUGAUGCCCUCCAACAUGACAAUGAAGCUCUACUCAAAGAGAUAAGGGAACUGAAAGCAAAGCUGAACGAAGAGAACGCGGAGAGCAAUGUUUCUGUGAAAGAAGAGAUAAUUUUGGCCGAGUCAGAAGACAAGAUGCCUGAAGAAGAUACACCAGCACUCCUUGAUUCUGUUGCUGCAUCGGAAACAAAAGAGCUGAAUUAUGAAACCUUCAACAAUCACAGCAGUAUUAAUAUUGGACUAGGAGCCUCUCUUUUCCCAGACUUCAAAGAUGGGUCAUCAGACAGUGACUCAAGUGCAAUCUUGAAUGAAGAUAACAGCCCUAACCCAGCCAUUUCCUCAUCUGGGAUUCUCCAAAGCCAGCUAAUGAUGUCCCCGCCACCAUCUUCAUCACUCAGAUUCAACUGCUCCGCCUCAUCUUCUUCACCAUCAUCAAUGAAUUGCUUUCAGUUCUCCAAAUCAUAUCAAACCCAGUUUGUCAAGCUGGAAGAGCACAAUUUCUUUAGCAGUGAGGAGGCUUGCAAUUUCUUCUCUGAUGAGCAACCUCCGAGUCUUCCUUGGUACAGUUCUGAUCAAUGGAACUAGGAAACAAGGAGGGACAAUUACUGAAAAUAAGGAAGCGGUAAAAUAGUGGGUGGUACCUUAAGAGAGAGAGAGAGAGAGUUGGCUAAGCUCCAAGGAUUUUGUAAAAUCGAAGUGGAAUAUCUAUGUAAUUUAAAAGCUUAUUUGGGUCUCCAUGGUGCUAAAAGAGUGAAAAACUUGACUACUACUGGUCCAAGAAGAAUAUGAGAGAGGAAAGGGAGGAUGGGAAUGCCAAAAGAAAAGAGAAGGGGGACCUAGAAAAGGAAGGCAGAGAAAGAGAGUCUCCAACGUGGGCUUAGGUGAAAGGUGAGUCAGGUGACGCCUAAAUUGUAUAAUUUGUCACUUAAGCCGUGCGAGGAAUGAUUAGGUCGUAAUUGGGAGUCUCUCUUGCUGUAAGAAAAAUAAAAAAAUAAAAAUGAAAAGGGAAAGGGAAAUCUUGGAAUCCAUGGCGAAUAAUCAUAGCUUCUACUUUUACUUU
This is a messenger RNA of Populus trichocarpa (black cottonwood), 2076 nucleotides long. Its product is annotated as homeobox-leucine zipper protein ATHB-6. Gene Ontology annotation, biological process: positive regulation of DNA-templated transcription. Gene Ontology annotation, molecular function: DNA-binding transcription factor activity, RNA polymerase II-specific; sequence-specific DNA binding. The transcript has 3 exons. Gene Ontology annotation, cellular component: nucleus. Bases 615 to 1601 code for a protein of 328 amino acids. NCBI's taxonomy places the organism in Eukaryota, Viridiplantae, Streptophyta, Magnoliopsida, Malpighiales, Salicaceae. The record is from RefSeq and is a predicted model, not a curated record.